AUGGAUGAAAGAAAUAAAACCCAGAUCUGGGUAAGUGAGUUUUUUCUCCUGGGACUGUCUAGUAUCUGGGAGAUUCAGAUAUUCCUCUUUGUACUGAUUCUGGCUAUGUACUUGGUAACUGUAAUGGGAAAUUUUCUCAUUAUUUUUCUAAUCAGAUUAGACAGCAGGCUUCAUACCCCUAUGUACUUCUUUCUUAGUUUUUUAUCCUUGGUAGAUCUUUGUUAUGCAAACAGUAUUGCCCCACAAAUGCUUGUUCACCUGCUUUCAGCUCAGAAGUCUAUUCCAUUUCUCAACUGUGUGAUCCAGCUCUUCAUUUCCUUGGCCUUGGGUGGCUCUGAGUUCUUCCUGCUGGGAGCUAUGGCCUAUGACCGCUAUGUGGCUGUGUGCUACCCACUGCAUUACACAGUCAUCAUGCAUGGACGGGUGUGCCUAGGGCUGGCUGCCAGUUGCUUGAUGGGUGGUUUCACAAAUUCCCUGAUGGAAACUGUCAUGACCUUCCGGCUUCCUCUGUGUCACAAUGUUAUUAAUCACUUUACCUGUGAGACCCUGGCUGUGCUACGGUUAGCCUGUGUGGACAUUUCCUUCAACAUGGUCCUGGUGGCUAUCUCAGGCUUUCUGGUCAUUAUGCUUCCUUGUUCCUUGGUCCUCUUCUCCUAUGGUCGGAUAGUUGCUGCCAUUCUGCGCAUUCGUUCUACUGAGGGGCGUAGGAAAGCGUUCGGAACCUGUGCUUCCCACCUCACUGUGGUUUGCAUGUGUUUUGGAGCCACCAUAUUCACCUACUUGGGACCUCGUUCAGCUUCCUCAGAGGAAGAGGAAAAAAUUAUUUCUCUCUUCUAUGCUGUGGUAGCACCUAUGCUGAACCCCUUAAUUUACAGUUUGAGAAAUAAAGAAGUUAUGAGUGCUUUCCAGAAAGCUUUAGAGAAAAUUAGGAAUAAAGGGUAA
This is a messenger RNA of Suncus etruscus (white-toothed pygmy shrew), 942 nucleotides long. RefSeq names its product olfactory receptor-like protein OLF3. Gene Ontology annotation, cellular component: membrane. The record is from RefSeq and is a predicted model, not a curated record. The transcript has a single exon. Gene Ontology annotation, molecular function: G protein-coupled receptor activity; olfactory receptor activity. Bases 1 to 942 code for a protein of 313 amino acids. Gene Ontology annotation, biological process: G protein-coupled receptor signaling pathway. Lineage: Eukaryota; Metazoa; Chordata; Mammalia; Eulipotyphla; Soricidae.